UAUGGAGAUUUGGAAACUCUCAGUGUUAAUGCUGACCCUACUUGCUCUUGCCUGCAGUGUUCAAGGAUUGUCUUUUACUCUAAAAAGAGACCCCUGGAUUUCAGAUAACUGGGCGGAUGAACCAGUGGAGGAGACACUAGCCAGCCAAGUGGCCAGUCUACUAAAGAGAUCCAAAUCUCAUCAGUUCUAUGGACUAAUGGGAAAGCGCUCUGAAGUCAUCCGGCCUGUGAAAAUGGAGCGAAGAGGGCAUAAGGGAGACGUGUUUGUGGGACUGAUGGGCAAGAGAUCUUCAGGAGGUGACUUCAGAAAAACAAUCCCAGAGACCAGCACAGCAAUAGACAAAUCUGGAGAUUUGAACAAACAAGCAGCAGAUGUGCGAGAUGAAUGGGACAGACUGCAGUAUCCAGCGCUCUAUUAG
Molecule: messenger RNA, 418 nt
Organism: Carassius carassius (crucian carp)
Lineage: Eukaryota; Metazoa; Chordata; Actinopteri; Cypriniformes; Cyprinidae
Product: protachykinin-like
Exons: 6
Coding region: 2-418 (138 amino acids)
Source: RefSeq, a predicted model, not a curated record